AUGAAGCAAAAUCCACAGAACGGGGAUCUUAAGAAACAAAUCCAAGAGAGGCAAUCGAGAAUAGCAGCUCUUAAUGAAAAACAAGCUUUGGGAGCCAUUACUUCAGUGCCGAUAAAAGUUCCUCAGGUCAGUUCCUUGCUGAGGUUGGCAGGACAAAGACCAGCAGUGCUACCUCAGGUUAGGCCAAAGACGCUGAUCCCAGACAGCCUCCCAAUUUCUCCAUGCAGAGAUCAACCUUCCAAGCAACCUCCGACGUUUCAGAAGGCAACAGUGGUCAGCAUCAAGAACCCAACUCCUGCCCUCCCCACUGCCAAUAAUACUGUUAGCCAUGUACAGACGUCCAGCAACCAAUCACAAAGUGUUACAGAGACGGCAGCUAUCUCCUCAUCCCUGAAUAGUGCUGGGGUAGCAUAUGCCAUUAUCUCAACAUCUCCCAAUAAUGCAAUGCCCAUCAACACCAGCGCUGCUGUCUCGGUGGUUAAUGACAGCAUUAAAGUGCAACCACUUCUCAUCAGCGCUGACAGCAAGGUCAUCAUCAUUCAACCUAAAGUUCAAACUCAGACAGAAAAUAAAGUGGAGAUAAAGAAACCUGCUGAAGAGUCAACUCAGGGACCUGCUACCAAAAAGAAAAAAGAUGAAAAUCCAGAGAAAAUUGCCUUUAUGGUAGCGUUAGGCCUGGUUACGACUGAAUACUUGGAAGAAAUCCAGAGCAAACGUCAGGAAAGAAAAAGGAGAAGUACCGCCAAUCCAGCUUACAGUGGACUCUUGGAAACUGAGCGGAAACGCCUCGCAUCAAAUUAUUUGAACAACCCUUUUUUCCUCUCCACAAGAGCCAAUGAGGAUCCAUGUUGGAAGAAUGAGGUCAGCCAUGAGGAAUACUGUUCAGCAUGCAAGCAUGGUGCCAACUUACAACCUUGUGGAACAUGCUCCAGGGCCUAUCACCUCAGCUGCUUGGAUCCUCCCUUGAAGACCGUUCCUAAAGGAGCAUGGGUCUGUCCCAAGUGCCAAGAAAAGGUGUUAAAGAAAGAUGACAGUGUCUCCUGGUCUGGAACUCUGGCUGUGGUGCAAUCGUACAUUACUCAUAAAACAGUCAAAGAAGAAGAGAAGAGGAGGCUAUUAAAGAGGAGCAGUGAAUUAAGAGGAGAACACAGACAGCUGGAGGAAAAAGAAUGCUUUCUUAAUAAUGCAAUGAAGAAAUGCCUAGAGCUCAAAAACAGCCUAUUGGCCCAGCAGAAAGGGGUUCAAUCAUCGCUGGAACACCUCAAAACUCUCAUUAGACUGAUACAGAAUGAGCAGAUGCUUCAGGUUACCAUGACAACAACAACCUCCUCCUCCUCCCUGCUGACUGUCCCCUGGACCAAACCAUCAUCUGCCUCGGCUGCCGCUGCUCCCCAACCCUUGCAGCCGACACAGGGCAACAACUGACAGGGGA
This is a messenger RNA of Ahaetulla prasina, 1432 nucleotides long. It is a transcript of the gene PHF21B, whose product is annotated as PHD finger protein 21B. The coding region runs from base 1 to 1425 and encodes 474 amino acids. Lineage: Eukaryota; Metazoa; Chordata; Lepidosauria; Squamata; Colubridae. The record is from RefSeq and is a predicted model, not a curated record. The transcript has 13 exons.